GUUCGGGAGGCUUCUGGAAAAGGCGCCGCGCGCUGGGCGGGCCCGCGUCUAUAUAAGGGAGGCGCGGGGGCGGCGCGCCAGUUGCUUCUGCGUCCCGGUGUCGCUGCGCGGAGCGGUGCGGUCAUUCAGCCAAGAUGCCCGAAGAAACCCAGACCCAGGAUCAGCCGAUGGAGGAGGAGGAGGUCGAGACCUUCGCCUUCCAGGCGGAGAUCGCCCAGUUGAUGUCGCUGAUCAUCAACACCUUCUACUCGAACAAAGAAAUCUUCCUGCGGGAGCUCAUCUCCAACUCCUCGGACGCUCUGGACAAAAUCCGAUAUGAAAGCUUGACAGAUCCUAGCAAAUUAGAUUCUGGAAAGGAGCUGCACAUCAAUAUCAUUCCCAACAAGCAAGAUCGCACCCUCACCAUUGUGGAUACCGGCAUCGGCAUGACUAAGGCCGAUUUGAUCAACAACCUUGGUACUAUCGCCAAGUCUGGCACCAAAGCCUUCAUGGAGGCUUUGCAGGCCGGUGCAGAUAUCUCUAUGAUUGGCCAGUUCGGUGUUGGAUUUUAUUCGGCCUAUCUAGUUGCUGAGAAGGUGACUGUCAUCACCAAACACAACGAUGAUGAGCAGUAUGCCUGGGAGUCCUCGGCGGGGGGCUCGUUCACCGUGAGGACUGACACAGGGGAACCUAUGGGCCGGGGAACAAAGGUUAUCUUGCAUCUGAAGGAAGACCAAACAGAAUACUUGGAAGAAAGACGAAUCAAGGAAAUUGUGAAGAAACAUUCUCAGUUCAUUGGCUAUCCCAUUACCCUUUUUGUUGAGAAAGAACGUGAUAAGGAGGUCAGUGAUGACGAGGCUGAAGAAAAGGAGGAUAAAGAGGAGGAAAAGGAAAAGGAAGAAAAGGAGUCAGAUGACAAACCUGAAAUAGAGGAUGUUGGUUCUGAUGAAGAAGAAGAAGAAAAGAAGGAUGGUGACAAGAAGAAGAAGAAGAAAAUUAAGGAAAAGUACAUUGAUCAGGAAGAACUCAAUAAGACAAAGCCAAUUUGGACCAGAAACCCUGAUGAUAUCACUAAUGAGGAGUACGGAGAGUUCUAUAAGAGCUUGACCAAUGAUUGGGAAGAUCACCUGGCAGUGAAACAUUUCUCCGUCGAAGGACAGUUGGAAUUCAGAGCUCUUCUUUUUGUCCCGCGACGCGCUCCUUUUGAUCUAUUUGAAAAUAGAAAGAAAAAGAACAACAUUAAGCUGUAUGUCCGCAGAGUUUUCAUCAUGGAUAACUGUGAGGAGCUGAUCCCUGAGUAUCUGAACUUCAUCCGAGGGGUGGUGGACUCUGAGGAUCUCCCUCUAAAUAUUUCCCGUGAAAUGUUACAACAAAGCAAAAUUCUGAAAGUUAUCAGGAAGAAUUUGGUCAAAAAAUGCCUAGAAUUGUUCACUGAGUUGGCAGAAGAUAAAGAGAACUACAAGAAGUUUUAUGAACAGUUCUCUAAAAAUAUAAAGCUUGGAAUCCAUGAGGACUCCCAGAAUCGGAAGAAGCUUUCUGAGCUCUUACGCUACUACACCUCUGCUUCUGGGGACGAGAUGGUUUCUCUAAAGGACUACUGCACCAGGAUGAAGGAAAACCAGAAGCACAUCUAUUACAUCACAGGUGAAACCAAGGACCAGGUGGCUAACUCUGCCUUCGUGGAGCGCCUGCGCAAGCAUGGCUUGGAAGUGAUCUACAUGAUCGAGCCCAUCGACGAGUACUGUGUCCAGCAGCUCAAGGAGUUUGAGGGGAAGACGUUAGUGUCAGUCACCAAAGAGGGCUUGGAACUCCCAGAAGAUGAAGAGGAGAAGAAAAAACAGGAAGAGAAAAAGACAAAGUUUGAAAAUCUGUGCAAGAUCAUGAAAGACAUCUUGGAGAAGAAGGUUGAAAAGGUUGUCGUGUCAAACCGAUUGGUGACGUCCCCAUGCUGCAUUGUCACGAGCACGUACGGCUGGACGGCGAACAUGGAACGAAUCAUGAAGGCCCAAGCCCUUCGAGACAACUCAACCAUGGGCUACAUGGCAGCAAAGAAACACCUGGAGAUCAAUCCCGAUCACUCCAUUAUUGAGACCUUGAGACAGAAGGCAGAAGCUGACAAGAACGACAAGUCUGUGAAGGAUCUGGUCAUCCUGCUCUAUGAAACGGCGCUCCUGUCCUCCGGCUUCAGCCUGGAGGAUCCACAGACCCAUGCGAACCGCAUCUACAGGAUGAUUAAACUCGGGCUAGGUAUUGAUGAGGAUGACCCCACCGCCGAUGACACCAGUGCGGCCGUGGCAGAGGAGAUGCCACCUCUGGAAGGAGACGACGAUACCUCACGCAUGGAGGAAGUGGACUAGGCCCGGCGAGCUCCACACUCACCUUCAUUCCCUCUGAUAAUAUCCCCAGGAUUUUGUUUAUUUUUGUUAACAUUUAAAAAGUCUGUAUAGCAUGGCAACUACUUAAAGGGGAGGAUGAGAUUUCUUUCUACUUGUGAUACUGUGACACCGUAGGCGAAGCAGAUUAGUAAGGCUUUUUUCUAGUUUCACCUUGGUUUGGACAGGUGAAGAUGUUUGUUGUAAGCUCUAACGUGACCGGUUUAUGGUCUCAAGUGUUUAGCUAUUAAGCCAGAUUCCUUAGCAGACCAAAUCUUUUGUCAUUGGUGUGUUCUGACACAUUAUCUUGAUGUUUAAAGAAAUGUUUUUGUUGAAAUGGCUUGAGUUUCAUCAGAGAGGGUCCAAUUAGUUUUCCAUCCCUUGUAGUUAAUGCUGCAUGUGCUAGUCCUCUAGAAAUAUGUGUUAGGCUGACACAACUUGAUGGAACUCCAGGGCUUGUUUUCCAAAGAAAAGUGUAUUUAGAGAAAUACAAACUUCCCUAGAUGUUGUGUUUAAAAAACAUUAAAGCCACUCAGCAGCAGAGCUUGUGUGUGAUGUAGUGCACUCCCAGUGUGCUUUAAAAGGUAGCAAAUAUAGAUGAGUUAAAA
Messenger RNA from Dipodomys spectabilis (banner-tailed kangaroo rat), 2959 nucleotides. It is a transcript of the gene Hsp90aa1, whose product is annotated as heat shock protein 90 alpha family class A member 1. Lineage: Eukaryota; Metazoa; Chordata; Mammalia; Rodentia; Heteromyidae. Gene Ontology annotation, cellular component: protein-containing complex; plasma membrane; nucleus. The transcript has 11 exons. The record is from RefSeq and is a predicted model, not a curated record. Gene Ontology annotation, biological process: protein stabilization; cellular response to heat; protein folding. The coding region runs from base 135 to 2336 and encodes 733 amino acids. Gene Ontology annotation, molecular function: disordered domain specific binding; ATP hydrolysis activity; ATP binding.